Synchiropus splendidus (mandarinfish) is the source of this 1377-nucleotide messenger RNA. It is a transcript of the gene mal2, whose product is annotated as mal, T cell differentiation protein 2. Gene Ontology annotation, cellular component: membrane. The record is from RefSeq and is a predicted model, not a curated record. Lineage: Eukaryota; Metazoa; Chordata; Actinopteri; Syngnathiformes; Callionymidae. Gene Ontology annotation, molecular function: structural constituent of myelin sheath. The coding region runs from base 121 to 684 and encodes 187 amino acids. Gene Ontology annotation, biological process: myelination. The transcript has 3 exons.
CGGGGGACACAUGACUCCAGAAGAAUUCGCCCCCACCGCUCCUCCUUUGUUAACGGAGGGUUUCAGGAGCGUAACCGCGGCUGGGAGCGCCAGUGGAGCGGCGCACCAGCAGAGCCGGAGAUGUCGGAACCAGCCGCCAACCCCGCUGCCACCUCCUUCCCGGCGCCCAUCCUCUCUCUGCCGCUGGGUCUGGAGGUCCUGAGGACCUACUCCGGAGCCCUGGUCUCCCUGGAGAUAUUGUUCGGGGGCCUGGUGUGGAUCCUGGUGGCCUCCUCUCACGUUCCCGUGCCACUGCUUCAAGGAUGGGUGAUGUUUGUGUCCGUCACCAGCUUUGUCUUCUCGUCCUGCUACCUGGCCGUCCUCAUCACUGGCCUGGCCGCGCGCAUCCACACGGACUGGAACUUUUUGGACGUCUUUUACCAUUUCCUCGCUCUGCUCUUCUACUUUGCUGCCUUCGUGCUGCAGGCCGCGGCGACCGCAGCUAACGGAGGGGUCAUCGUGCAGCGACAGGCCAACGCCACCAACACCCUGAUGUGUGUCCCCUACCCCCGAGGCAACAUCUUGGCUCUCAUGUGCGGGAAUCAAUACAGUAUUAACGUGGCCGCCACGGUACGUGAGAACAGAGAACACACCGUAACUCCAGCAACAUCUAGAGGGAAAAGAGGAGUCACCAAUAGAGUUUAACACACCACACAUUUAGAGGGUUGUGACCGGAUCUCUUCAGCAAAGGGCAACAGGAUUAUUAUUCAUUCCGUUUAAUUUGGGAAAUUAUUAUUAUUAUUAUAUUGUAUUGUAAAUAUUAUCAUUUAUCAAGUGGCUUUUGAAAGAAGCAGUUAUAUGGUCAAAAUAGUUUUCAUUUUGAGGGGAAAAGGUUUUAAAAUUGAAUGUAUUUUUUAGACAGUGAACGUCUGCAUUUGUAUAUAUAUAUAUGUACAUAUAUAUUGUACAUAUAUACAUAUAUAUGUACGUAUGUGUAUAUAUGUACGUAUGUGUAUAUAUAUAUGUAUGUAUGUGUAUAUAUAUAUAUAUAUAUAUAUAUUGUCAGUUGUUUUUGUGUGUAAUUUAAGGCUUCAACAUGAAGGCUACAACAUUUUAAAUGUAAACACAAUGUAGAAAAUAAAUACUCUUGGUGAGAAAUAAGUCAUAUAAAGUGCAAUAAAUACAUGAAAUCUACAUUGAAAACUAUAAUUUAGACGGCUUUAACAUGUUGUAUUUUGCAGCAUCACUCUCACCUCUUAAGGGCCAUGUGGCCAUUCGACGUCUUGCAUUUUUUAUAGUCUGUAUGGCCGCCACUAAUAAUAAACAGUUCACGUUAAUGCUCAGAGGUUUGAGUCAGUUUUUUUAAUUUUUUAUUUCAGCUUGAUCAUUUGAAGAUGA